Molecule: messenger RNA, 514 nt
Organism: Medioppia subpectinata
Lineage: Eukaryota; Metazoa; Arthropoda; Arachnida; Sarcoptiformes; Oppiidae
Source: the annotation of a GenBank genome assembly
AAUGGUAAAAAUUACUAAAGGCGAGUUUAAGUCAACUACAUCAAAGUCAAAAUCUAUUGGAAAUAGACAGGAUUUUAAAAAUGACAGAAAUAUGCGUGAAAUUAACAAGAAGAGAGGAACUAAUAUUGCAGGAGCUUCAAAAUCGGUAGUGAUAGAAACACAUCCAAAAUUUCCAGACAUUUAUAUUGGAAGAGGUAAAGAAGAUGUAUUAUUAACAUUAAAUAUGAUUCCAGGAACCAGUGUAUACAAUGAAAAGAGAUUAACGGUAGAAAAAAAUGGUGAAAAAACAGAAUAUCGAUUUUGGAACUGUUUCAGAAGUAAAUUAGCAGCUGGCAUUGUAUGUGGCUUGGAAUUCAUGAGCAUCAAAUCAGGAACUACACCUCUUGUGUUGAUUCCUCGAUACCAGCAGAACAAGCAUGAUUUUAAACCAAAAGAACAAGUAACAUUGGAACCUUACGAAAAAAACCAUGCCAUGAUUGUAGGCAUUUAUAAGCCAACAAACAAAACUACUGAA